Molecule: messenger RNA, 588 nt
Organism: Arachis stenosperma
Lineage: Eukaryota; Viridiplantae; Streptophyta; Magnoliopsida; Fabales; Fabaceae
Exons: 1
Coding region: 1-588 (195 amino acids)
Source: RefSeq, a predicted model, not a curated record
AUGGUUAGUAGCGGACAGUAUGACAAUACAAUAGAGGCAAGGAGAAGGGCAUUAGUGAGGUGCUGCAAAAAGUGGCAUUUAAGGCAGGAUAUGUAUUGGAAGCAAAUGUCAAGAUCUCGGCAUGCCAAUAAGAUGGAUCGGAACACAAGGUACUUCCAUAAUAUAGCUUCUGCAAGAAGAAGGAAUAACCGGAUUGAGUCGUUGGCGAUUAAUGGGAGGCUAGUGAGGAAUCAAGCAAGAAUCAAGUUUGCGGUUCAGGACUUUUACAAACGCCUGUACCACCAGGAAGCGACCCCAAGGGUGAGCUUUAGGGAUGGAUUAGUUAAUCGUUUAGAGAUGGAGGAAGUGAAAACGUUAGAGGCGCUACCAUCAGUAGAGGAAGUGAAGGAGGCAAUUUGGGAUUGUGAAUAUUCUAAGGCUCCAGGGAGUGACGGAUACAACAUGAAUUUUAUAAAAAAGUGCUGGAAUGAGAUUGGAACGGAAUUCACUAUAGCUGUGAUAGAUUUCUUCAAGACAACAAGAUUAGCAGCAAACGCUAAUGUCACAUGGGUAGCGUUGGCUCCGAAAUUCGUUGGGCUAAGGAUAUAA